Molecule: messenger RNA, 2352 nt
Organism: Calidris pugnax (ruff)
Lineage: Eukaryota; Metazoa; Chordata; Aves; Charadriiformes; Scolopacidae
Gene: TSPAN12
Product: tetraspanin 12
Exons: 7
Coding region: 154-1071 (305 amino acids)
Cellular component (GO): membrane
Source: RefSeq, a predicted model, not a curated record
CGGCUCUGCCGCCUCCACCUGCCCGCCGGUUCCUCGGCAAAAGGGGGACUCGCCCGGCCCCUCUCCGCCUCUUCCCCUGCAGGGCGCUGGCGGCCCGGCCUCGGGCGGGAGGAUGUGGUGAGAGGAUGGGGCUGUCUCCCGCGGGGGCUCGCCAUGGCCAGGGAGGACUCGGUGAAGUGCCUGCGCUGCCUGCUCUACGCCCUCAACCUCCUCUUCUGGUUGAUGUCCAUCAGCGUAUUAGGUGUUUCUGCUUGGAUGAGAGACUACCUGAAUAAUGUUCUCACUUUAACUGCAGAAACAAGGGUGGAGGAGGCUGUCAUUUUGACUUACUUUCCUGUGGUCCACCCGGUCAUGAUUGCAGUCUGCUGUUUCCUCAUCAUAGUUGGAAUGUUGGGCUACUGUGGAACAGUGAAAAGAAAUCUGUUGCUCCUUGUCUGGUACUUUGGAAGCUUGCUUGUAAUAUUCUGCGUUGAACUGGCCUGUGGUGUUUGGACCUAUGAGCAGGAAAUAACGGUUCCGGUGCAGUGGUCUGAUAUGAUCACGCUGAAAGCCAGAAUGACCAAUUACGGCCUGCCUAGGUACCAGUGGCUCACCCAUGCUUGGAAUUUCUUCCAGAGGGAGUUUAAAUGUUGUGGGGUGGUGUACUUCACAGACUGGCUGGAAAUGACAGAGAUGGACUGGCCGCCUGACUCCUGUUGUGUCAGAGAGUUCCCAGGAUGCUCUAAGCAGGCACAUCAUGAGGAUCUCAGUGACCUUUAUCAGGAGGGAUGCGGUAAAAAAAUGUACAGUUUUCUGAGGGGGACGAAGCAAUUGCAAGUGCUGAGAUUUCUGGGAAUCUCUAUUGGAGUAACGCAGAUCCUGGCUAUGAUCCUCACUAUAACUUUGCUGUGGGCUCUGUACUACGACAGGAGGGAUCCCGGGGCGGAUCAGAUCAUGGCCCUGAAGAGUGACACCUCGCAGCAGCUGUCCUGUCAUUCCGUGGAGCUACUGAAACCAAGCCUGACAAGGAUCUUUGAACACACAUCCAUGGCAAACAGCUUUAAUACACACUUUGAAAUGGAAGAGCUUUAGGUGAUUCAAGGAAUCUGAGAAGUCACAAAGGGGUUCAGUUGGGUUUUGUUGUUGUUUUUAUUCUGUUCCAUCAAGUAUGCCAAAUAUACCAGUCUUGCCAUGCUUAAGAAGACAGCUUGUGAAUGGAAGGAGGCCUGCAUAGAAAGAAGGAAAAGCCUUAGAAGAGCCACGAAACAGUUGAUUUUGUUUGUUUGUUUGUUUGUUUUAAAAGGCACUCAUUCACUGGGCACAGAAAUACUUAAUUUAUUGUCACAAGCUGUGUAUGUGUAAAAUACCAAUUAAUUCACAGAUGGACAGACAGAACCUCUAAGGAAGCAUCAUGGGAAAGGAAGAGAAACACUCGUCUUCUGAAGAAGUGACUGUGCUUUGGACAAGCAAAAUGUGACUUCAGCUCAAAUUGACUUAAAUUUUUAAUAAGCCAUUUGGAAAAUGUUUUAAUCAGGGAUCUAUGUAUAUAUAAUUGUGUGUUUUUGUGUGUGCAUGGAAAGCAGAACUACAAUUCAAGUCAAUACUUGGAUUUAAAAAUUUGCGAGAUUUGUAAAAAGGGCAAGAUUUUCUUUUUUCUAACAAAAUCUUUAUCUUAGCUGUUGUUAAAGAUGUUCUAAAACCUCUAUUUUUAUCUAACAACUGUUUUUUUAAAAUUUUAAAUAUAUGAAACAGGGAUUAAAAACCAAAUACGACUUUGGAGAAUAGACUUUAAUUUUCUGAGUAAUUCUGGAGAACUCUUCAUUGAAACAGUUUGUUGUAAGGACUAUUUCUUAGUAAAAAGAAAAGGAAAGAAAACCUUAAACAGUCUUUCCAAAAUGGGAAUCGAUAUGGGAGUAGCACAUUUUUAUAGAUAAAUCUUUUCUCCUGUCUGUGAUUCCCCUGAAGGUAGAAACAAAAGACUAUAAGAAAAUGCUUACAGUUCUGGAUGUUAUUGCAAUAAUUGUAAAAGUACAUGAGGAGAAACUUUACUUUGGCAGUGUCUUCAUUAAGAGCUCUCUAGUGGCUUAAAAUGCCAACUGGAAACAGCGUUAAAAUGUAUUUAUUGAGGUGGGGAAAGUGCAUUUUACUGUAUUUUUAUGAACAAUGUUUAUUUCAUAGGAUUAUUUUUACAGUUGGCCACGCUCCUGAAAUAUAUAUUUGUUCCACUGAGUACAGUAGUUUGUGGCAAGUGGGUUUUUACAUAAUAUUACAUUUAAAAAAUUCUUUCAUUUGUUUUGGAAUUUGUAAAAGAAAAGGAAAAAAAAAAGCAAAGUGUGAUUUGGUAGACAAUAAAAUUACUUUUGUCUUAAAUUC